UUGAGCUUCCAACGGUUGCACCGUCAAGAUGUUUGCUGAGGAACUCAAGACGCUACGCCGACUAGGGUUUCGACACCUACUCCUCCAACUGCUCAAUUUCGCAUCCGUGAUAGCUUCGGGAUUGAUGAUAUGGAAGGGGUUGGGGCUUUUCUUCAACACUGAGUCUCCUAUCGUGGUAGUCUUGAGUGGUUCCAUGGAACCCGCAUUUUAUCGGGGCGAUCUACUGUUUUUAACCAACCCUGUGAACGAAAGGUACCAAACCGGUGACAUUACUGUCUACAAGAUACCCGGCGUCGAAAUACCUAUUGUCCACCGUGUUCUGGAAACUCAUGAUGUGUUCAUUUCGAAUUCGACUCGGAAGUCAAGGAAGGAUUUGUUGGCGAGGUAUUCACCUGGCCACAACCAACUUCUGCUCACAAAGGGUGACAAUAACCACGCUGACGAUAUCGAAUUGUAUCGCGGUCUGGAAUUCCUUGAACGACGACAUAUUGUUGGGAAAGUGCGCGGAUUUGUCCCAUAUAUUGGCUACAUCACGAUCGCUAUGAACGACUUUCCGCAAUUGAAGUAUGCGAUGUUGGGUGGAUUAGGUUUGUUAGCUCUUCUGCAGCGAGAAUAGUGUGCUCGUCAUCCUCUGGGACACGUAAUGCGGGUUAUAAUAUCAUAAAUUCAACCUUGG
This is a messenger RNA of Pisolithus orientalis, 676 nucleotides long. RefSeq lists its product as uncharacterized. The transcript is spliced from 6 exons. Lineage: Eukaryota; Fungi; Basidiomycota; Agaricomycetes; Boletales; Pisolithaceae. Bases 29 to 616 code for a protein of 195 amino acids. Gene Ontology annotation, cellular component: signal peptidase complex; membrane. The record is from RefSeq and is a predicted model, not a curated record. Gene Ontology annotation, molecular function: serine-type endopeptidase activity.